Prionailurus viverrinus (fishing cat) is the source of this 5522-nucleotide messenger RNA. RefSeq names its product kielin cysteine rich BMP regulator (gene KCP). Gene Ontology annotation, molecular function: protein binding. NCBI's taxonomy places the organism in Eukaryota, Metazoa, Chordata, Mammalia, Carnivora, Felidae. The transcript has 43 exons. The record is from RefSeq and is a predicted model, not a curated record. Bases 221 to 5353 code for a protein of 1710 amino acids.
UCCUGCCGCCUUACCUCUGAGACGGGGCUGGGGUCAGGAUGGAGCUGGGGUCCAGGGCGCGAGGUGCCCAUCAGGGAGGCAGGCGCCACCCCGGGCGGGAUGACAGACUCCAGAAGCCCUCCCUGAACAAAGACUGGGUGGGAGGCGGCCUGGUGUGUCCCCACCCCGCCUCCCCCAGCGCCUGCUGAGCCGCGACCACAGACAGCGAGGCGGAGCGAGCAUGGCGGGGCCCCCGGCCGCUCUGCUGCCCCUCGUCCUCCAGCUCACGAGCGUGGCCGUGGCCUCCGCGACGGACGGAGGUGGGGUCAUCCUCCCAGAGCCCCCUGGGCUUGCUGACAUCCAGGACUACCAGCAGCAGGCACCAGCCCGCUCCUCAUCCCAUGCUGGGGCCCCACGGGAGCAGUGGCGCCCCCUGGAGGCGCGACUGGAAAGGCUGGAGGCCCAGAUGAUGGAACUCAGAGAGCAGAACAAAGAGCUGCAGGCGAGGGUGAGGCAGCUGGAGUCCUGUGAAUGCCGCCCAGCGUCUCCCCAGUGCUGGGGGCUGGGGCGGGCCUGGCCCGAGGGUGCUCGUUGGGAGCCUGACACCUGCACCGCCUGUGUCUGCCAGGAUGGGACCGUGCACUGUGACCCCAAGCCCGACCUGCCCCACUGCCACGGCUGCAGCCACAAUGGUCAGACCUAUGGCAACGGGGAGACCUUCUCCCCGGACGCUUGCACCACCUGUCACUGCUUGGAAGGAACCAUAAAGUGUACCCAGAAGCCAUGCCCAAGAGGACCCUGCCCGGAGCCAGGAACAUGCUGUCCUCACUGUGAGCCAGGCUGCCCUGGAGGCCACAGGGAUGGGGAAACAUGGCAACCAGAGCCUUGUGUCAUCUGCACCUGCCAGGCAGGGACCGUGCGGUGCCAGGGGCCCUCAUGUGCAGAGCUCAACUGCCUGGAGAGCUACACCCCACCUGGGGAGUGCUGCCCUGUCUGCCGGCCAGGCUGUGAGUAUGAGGGGCGGCCUUAUGAAGAGGGGGCCAACUUCCUGUCCAGCGCCGACCCUUGUCUCCAAUGCUCCUGCCUGAGGAGCCUGGUUCGCUGUGCGCCCAUCAAGUGUCCACCCAGCCCCUGCCCUGAGCCAGUCCUGAGGCCUGGCCACUGCUGCCCGACCUGCCAAGGCUGCACGGAAGCUGGCUCUCGCUGGGAUCAUGGCCAAGAGUGGACUGCCCCUGGGGACCCCUGCCGGAUCUGCCGGUGCCUGGAGGGCCACAUUCAGUGCCACCAGCGAGAAUGCUCCAGCCUGUGCCCGUACCCUGCCCGGCCUCGUCCAGGCACCUGCUGCCCGCUGUGCGAUGGCUGUUUCCUAAAUGGGCGGGAGUACCGCAGCGGAGAGCCCGUGGGCUCUGGGGACCCCUGCUCGCGCUGCCACUGUGCCAACGGGAGUGUCCAGUGUGAGCCUCUGCCCUGCCCGCCCGUGCCCUGCAGACACCCAGGCAGGAUCCCUGGCCAGUGCUGCCCAGUCUGUGAUGGCUGUGAGUACCAGGGACACCAGUACCAGAGUGAGGAGACCUUCCGACUCCAAGAGAGGGGGCGCUGCAUCCGCUGCUCCUGUCAGGCUGGCGAGGUGUCCUGUGAGGAGCAGGCGUGCCCGGUUGCCCCCUGCACCCUGCCUGACUCUGGCCCCCAGCUCUGCCCAGCCCCCCUUGCGGCAGCCUGCGUGCUGGAUGGAGAGGAGUUUGCUGAGGGGGUCCAGUGGGAGCCUGAUGGUCAGCCCUGCACGGCCUGCUCCUGUCACGAUGGCGUGCCCAUGUGUGGGGCUGUGCUCUGCUCCCCACCCCCCUGCCAGCACCCUACCCAGCUCCCCGGUGCCUGCUGCCCCAGCUGUGAGAGCUGCACCUACCACGGUCAAGUGUAUGCCAAUGGGCGGAACUUCACGGACGCGGAUAGCCCUUGCCACGCCUGCCGCUGCGAGGCUGGGACUGUGAGGUGCUCCUUGGUUGACUGCCCUCCCACAACUUGUGCCAGGCCCCAGAGUGGACCCGACCAGUGCUGCCCCAGGUGCCCAGGCACGUUCAUGCACGAGCUCCUUGACUGUCCACCCUCAGAGGCAUACACACAUGCAUCAGACUGCAUCCUGGAGGAACAAGUAUUUGUGGAUGGCGAGAGCUUCUCCCACCCCCGAGACCCCUGCCAGGAGUGCCGGUGUCAGGAAGGCCAUGCCCAUUGCCAGCCUCGGGCCUGCCCCAGGGCCCCUUGUGCCCAUCCGCUGCCUGGCACCUGCUGCCAGAAUGACUGCAAUGGCUGUGCCUUUGGCGGGAAAGAGUACCCUAACGGAGCAGACUUCCCCCACCCGUCUGAUCCCUGCCGUCAGUGUCGCUGUCUGAGCGGAAGCGUGCAGUGCCUCUCCCGCCGCUGCCCGCCGCUGCCCUGUCCAGAGCCGGUCCUGCUGCCCGGAGAGUGCUGCCCGCAGUGCCCCGCCACCUCCUCCGGCUGCCCGCGGCCAGGGGGCGGGGUCCCGGCCCGCCACCUAGAGCAUUUCUCCCAGCCCGACGACCCCUGCCGCCGCUGCCUCUGCCUCGAUGGCUCUGUGUCCUGCCAGCGGCUGCCCUGCCCGCCUGCGCCCUGCUCCCACCCGCGCCAAGGGCCCUGCUGCCCGUCCUGCGACGGCUGCCUGUACCAGGGGAAGGACUUUGCCAGCGGGGAGCGUUUCCCUUCGCCCACUGCCUCGUGCCACGUCUGCCUCUGCUGGGAGGGCAGCGUCAGCUGCGAGCCCAGGGCCUGCGCACCUGCUCAGUGCCCCUUCCCCGCCAGGGGUGACUGCUGCCCUGCCUGUGAUGGUUGCGAGUAUCUAGGGGAGUCCUACCUGAGCGGCCAGGAGUUCCCGGAUCCCCGAGAGCCCUGCAAUCUGUGUACCUGCCUUGGAGGCUUUGUGACCUGUGGCCGCCAGCCCUGUGAGCCUCUGGGCUGCAGCCACCCGCUCACCCCGGCUGGACACUGCUGCCCAACCUGCCAGGGAUGCCUCUAUCAUGGGGUCACCGCAGCCCAUGGAGAGACCCUUCCUGACCCACUGGACCCCAGCUGCUCCCUCUGCACCUGCCAGGAAGGUUCCGUGCGCUGCCAGAAGAAGCCAUGUCCUCCAGCUCUCUGCCCCCACCCCUCUCCAGGACCCUGCUUCUGCCCUGUUUGCCACAGCUGCCUCACCCAGGGCCAGGAGCACCAGGAUGGGGCAGAGUUUGAGGGGCCCCCAGGCAGCUGCGAGUGGUGUCGUUGUCAGGCCGGCCAGGUCAGCUGUGUGAGGCUGCAGUGCCCCCCUCUGUCCUGCCCACUCCAGGUCACGGAGCAGGGGGGCUGCUGCCCUCGCUGCAGAGGCUGCCUGGCUCACGGGGAGGAGCACCCGGAAGGCAGUAGCUGGGUGCACCCCCAAAGCCCCUGCUCCUCCUGCGUGUGUCACGAGGGCGUCGUCACCUGUGCCCGCGUCCAGUGUGUCAGCUCCUGUGCCCAGCCCCACCGAGGGCCCAGUGACUGCUGCCCUCGAUGCUCUGACUGUGAACAUGAAGGUCGGAAGUACGAGCCAGGGGAAAGCUUCCAGCCUGGGGCAGACCCGUGUGAAGUGUGCAUCUGUGAGCUGCAGCCUGAGGGGCCCCCGAGCCUUCAGUGUCAUCGGCGGCAGUGUCCCAGCCUGGUGGGCUGUCCCGCCAGCCAGCUCCUGCCCCCUGGGCCACAGCACUGCUGCCCCACCUGUGCCCAGGCGCUGAGCAACUGCACAGAGGGCCUGCUGGGGUCUGAGGUGGCCCCGCCGGACCCUUGCUACACCUGCCAGUGCCAGGACCUGACAUGGCUCUGCAUUCACCAGGCCUGUCCUGAGCUCAGCUGUCCCCCAUCGGAGCGCCACACCCCCCCUGGGAGCUGCUGCCCCGAGUGCCGAGAAUGCGUGGUGGAGGCCGAGGGCCGGAGAGCGGCGCAUGGAGAGAGCUGGCGGGACCCUAGCAACGCUUGCAUUACUUGCGCCUGCCAUCGGGGCCGCGUGGAGUGCCACCUGGAGGAGUGCCCCGCCCUCUCCUGCCCCCAGGGCUGGGCGAAGGUGCGAGAGGCUGGCAGCUGCUGUGAGCGAUGCCAAGCCCCCGCCCAGUCGUGCGCGCACGAGGGCCGGGCGGUGGCCUCCGGGGAGCGCUGGGCCGUGGACGUUUGCACCACUUGCUCCUGCGUGGCCGGCACCGUGCGCUGCCAGAGCCAGCGCUGCCCGCCGCUCUCCUGUGGCCCCGACGAGGCCCCCGCCCUGAGUCCCGGCAGCUGCUGCCCCCGCUGCCUGCCCCGACCCGCCUCCUGCAUGGCCUUCGGAGACCCUCAUUACCGAACAUUCGACGGCCGCCUGCUGCACUUCCAGGGCAGCUGCAGCUACGUGCUGGCCAAGGACUGCCGCGGAGGGGACUUCAGCGUGCACGUGACCAACGAUAACCGGGGCCGGAGGGGUGUGGCCUGGACCCAGGAAGUGGCGGUGCUGCUCGGGGACGUGGCGGUGCGGCUGCUGCAGGGCAAAGAGGUCACGGUGGACGGGCGCCCUGUGGCCUUGCCCUUUCUGCAGGAGCCGCUGCUGUACGUGGAGUUACGGAGACGCACCGUGAUCCUGCAUGCCCAGCCCGGGCUCCAGGUGCUGUGGGAUGGGCAGUCUCAGGUGGAGGUGAGCGUGCCCAGCUCCUACCGGGGCCAGAUGUGUGGGCUGUGUGGGAACUUCAAUGGCUUUGCCCAGGAUGAUCUGCAGGGCCCUGAGGGGUUGCUCCUGCCCACAGAGGCUGCAUUUGGGAAUAGCUGGCAGGUCCCAGAAGGGCCGGGACCCAGUCGGAUAUGUUCCAAGGGCCGCGAGGUGGAUCCGUGCAGGGCAGCGGGUUACCGUGCCAGGCGUGAGGCCAACGCCCGGUGUGGUGUGCUUAAGUCCUCCCCGUUCAGUCGCUGCCACUCUGUGGUGCCACCAGAGCCCUUCUUUGCCGCCUGCGUGUAUGACCUAUGUGCUUGUGGCCCCGGCUCUUUGGCUGACGCCUGCCUCUGUGAUGCCCUGGAAGCCUAUGCCAGUCACUGUCGCCAGGCAGGGGUGACACCUGCCUGGCGGGGCCCCACACUCUGCGUGGUGGGCUGUCCCCUGGACCGCGGCUUCGUGUUCGAUGAGUGUGGCCCGCCCUGUCCCCGCACCUGCUUCAACCAGCACAUCCCCCUGGGGGAACUGGCCGCCCACUGUGUGAGGCCCUGCGUUCCUGGCUGCCAGUGCCCCGCGGGCCUGGUGGAGCACGAGGCCCACUGUAUCUCACCCGAGGCCUGCCCCCCCGUCCAGCUCACUGGGGACCAGCCACCCAGGCCUCCGCCCAGCCCUGGCCAGUAGCCAGGACACCAGGACUCAUCAGGUCAGAAGCCUCUCCUCUGAGAACAGCUCCCACCCUGGCCAGAGCCAUGGAAAGAGUACCCCACCCAGGCACUGGGGUCCUGUGUCCCACAAAGACCUCAUCAUGUUCAAUCAGAAGCAGUAAAAUCGGAGCCUCUCCUACAGCUUA